GCACACACACGUCCACAAAGAAAGCGAAAGUCGUAAAAGCGUGAUGGACGGAGGGAUAGAGAAUUCUCCAGUCUUGUAGUGUGGAAGCGUGCCGUUAGUUGGAAGCGCUGGCCCAUCUCCAUGGCAACGGGCGGGCCAAUGGGCGCGCAGGAGAUUGUUUACAAGGGGGCGCGACCGCCGUUGCUCGGGUUACGUGUUCAGGUAUUAAAGAGGCGCCGUCGGGUUGCACGUCGUCUUCGUUUCCUUGCGUGGCUCUUUGGUGGCCCUCGCGCGCUCACGCACGUACACGCAAGUCACACGCAGGAGGGAGGCGCGCGCGCAAUUCACACCGAGGAGAGAGCUCGACUGCAGGUAUGCUCACAUCUUUGCUCUUUUGAUUUCGUUUCAAAUUUCGAUGCCGUUUCGUGGUCGCGGCGUCUCGACGUCAAAAAGCGCAAAUGUUUGUCGCGUUACGAAAUUUGAUCAUUGAAACAUGUGAACAUCAUUUGAAAAUGUCUUGGAAAAAAUAUUGCGCGUGACACUUUGCGAGCGAGGCAAGCACGCGCGCAGGUGUGAAGAGAAACUGACUAUUUUCAAAUGAGUCCUCACGCUCUCAUUCACACGGUCUCUCACUUCCUGCGUCCCUCACUUCAGUGCGUCCGUUCUCAUGUUCUCACUUCGCCACUCUCUGCAGUGUCCUCAACUGACAAGUGACCUCUUGCGGUCCCGCUCUCAUCUUCUCACUUAAAUGUGCUGGUGCGACUAAACUCAUCCCCUCACCGUCCUCAUUCCCUCAGUUCAAAUUACUAUUCACUCACUCACUCCACUGUGUUGACUCAUUUAUCAACUCACACAUUAAUUUACUCACUCGCUCAUUCGCACACUGUUUUCACUCACUUGCGCGCUCCCUCAGCCACUCACUUCAUUGUGUUGACUCAUUCACAAACUCAUCAGUUCAUUCACGCAUUCAUUUUUAGCUCACUCACUCACUCACUCACUCGCUGCAUUCCAUCAUUCAUUCACUCACUUGAGUGCAUCGUAUGUUUGCAGUCGUGUUGAGGAAGGCAAAGGCGAAGACGAGGAGGCAAUCAUCAUGGAGUCCUGCUACCAGGGGGGCUCCGAGGAGUGCGAGGGUCUGGAGGAGGUUUUGGUGGCAGCUGCGGCCCAAGCAGAGGCGGCAGGCGCAGUGGAGGCGGGCACCGCGGCGGAGGGCGUGGCUGGCGUGUCCUGGGGCGGCGCAGCCUCUCUGGACGAUAGCCUGACCAGCCUGCAGUGGCUUCAGGACUUCUCCAUCACCGGGGGCGGCGUCCCACCGGGCCGGCCGCCGCCACCUCACCGCCGCCACCUGCUGGGCUGGGAGGCCCCUGCCUCCCCACUGGCAGCCGACCCGGCCUCGGCGGGCCCGCCGCUCACGCCCGGGAAACCCACGGCGGCCGCCUACAGCCGGCUGUUGCAGCUGCCCGCCAUCGUGGCGCGUGGCCACUGCCCGGACGAGGUGGACUACAAGACGGACGCGGGCGUCAAGCCGCCAUACUCAUACGCGCACCUCAUCUGCAUGGCCAUGAAGCACAGCAAGCACAACAAGAUGACGCUCGCCGGCAUUUACAAGUGGAUAACUGACAACUUCUGCUACUUCAAGCAUGCCGAGCCCACAUGGCAGAACUCGAUCCGCCACAAUCUAUCGCUCAACAAGUGCUUCAUCAAAGUUCCCCGUCAAAAGGACGAACCGGGCAAGGGCGGCUUCUGGAAGAUCGACCCGCAGUAUGCCGAGCGCCUUCUGAGCGGCGCCUACAAGAAGCGGCGCAUGCCACCCGUCAGGAUCAACCCGGCGCUGCAGAGCCGGCUGGGGCUCGUCAUGCAGCCGCCCAAGAGUCCCGCUGGCACCCUGCGCGCCGACGCCCGUUCCCAGCGGCUCCUGCGGGAGUUUGAGGAGGCCACGGAGCAGACUUGGGACGCCUGCCUGGCCCAAGGAACCAUGUUGGGAUCUUGGCCGGCAUCCCGAGGCGGUGCCAAGAGGAAGUUUGGCCGUAGGAACGGCGGAGGCAAGACCAUCCGCCGCCCCAGCUCCCCGCUCCUCGCCGCAGAUGAGCAGAAAGAGAGCGGCCCCCUAAAGGGCGACUUUGACUGGGACGCCCUGCUGGACUCGGCGCUCAGCGGCGAGCUCAGCCUGGACGCCGGCGACACCCUGGGCCCCAUCAUUCAGGAGGACGAGCUAAGCGUGCAGGCCAGCGCCCCCGCGGGUGACGUGGACACACUUGCCGAGUCCCAAAAGUCCUUCCUGGGUCUGGGUUUCCUGGAGAGCCCCUGGCCGGAGGAAGACGUGGGGUCGGAGGUCGAACGCAGCGACUUCCUGUGUGGCUCCGGCGUCAAUCUGGAGCAACUGUUUGACCUUGGGGAACCCCCUACCGACUCCCUGCUCUGAGGUCACCCUCCAACCCGAACUUUUGAUACUCAUGGGACUUCCUGUUUACAUCACGUAUGAGGGAUGACAUUUCAACAUCCAUUUUCUGCACCCUGAUCUUCGAUAAAUAAGCUGGAACACAAAUCCAUGCAAUCAUCCAUCGAUACACACAUCCAUACAUUCAACAACCAUCCAAACGAGCUAUCGUCCAAAAAUCCAUCCAUCUAACAUUCCAUCAUCCAGCCAUCCAUCGAAUGUCCAACCAGCAAUGGAUGGGUCGUUGGAUACAUAGAUGAAUAGAUACAAAAAUCGAUUUAUUCAAACAACAAUCCCUCCUGCUAAACAUCCAACAACCCAACUCUCCGUCCAUCCGUCCAUCCAUUUCAGGAUGACUAAAGGCAGAGUACACCCCAAACUGGUUGCCAGGCAAUCGCAAGGUACAUCUGGACAAACGCACGUUCCCGCCUAUAAAAAAAGUUCUUGAUCUUCAAUGAGGCUAACAUGCUAACGGGAGAAAAACGAAGUUCCAGCUCUCAGAUUCCAGCCCUGAACCUCAAAACUCUUGAGGCAGAUGCCUUAACCCACUCGACAUUUGUUCAUGGGUGUCACCGAGAUCAAACUUCAAAAAUCACAUUGAUAUCAUAACAUAGUACUUACAGUUUUGGCUCCGCCUCCUCAGGCUCGACUUCCAGUCGCAAUGGACAAAUAUCCCUUUGUCGUUUGUUAGCGUUUGCCAAAUAAUGCCUCUGUUAACUUAGUGGACUUCGAAAGACAAGAUCAGUCAAAGUGAUGACCUGUGGUCAGAAGAAUGUCACGUGACCUGUGAACACACACAUGAGGAAAAGAAAGGACAGAAGUCAUGUGACUUAUAUUCCUGUGACAUCACAUCUCAAGAUUCAUUGGCUCUUCUGUUUUUUUAAUGCAAUUUUUUUCCAAACAAUAAAAAUGUCUUUUACUGCA
Messenger RNA from Hippocampus zosterae (dwarf seahorse), 3340 nucleotides. It is a transcript of the gene foxj1a, whose product is annotated as forkhead box J1a. The transcript is spliced from 2 exons. Bases 1073 to 2401 code for a protein of 442 amino acids. The record is from RefSeq and is a predicted model, not a curated record. Gene Ontology annotation, biological process: regulation of DNA-templated transcription. Gene Ontology annotation, molecular function: sequence-specific DNA binding; DNA-binding transcription factor activity. Lineage: Eukaryota; Metazoa; Chordata; Actinopteri; Syngnathiformes; Syngnathidae.